AUGCGCCACAGUGGCCGGGCCCCCCCCCGAGCCCGCGAGCCGACCGCAGACCGACAGGAGCUCUCCAAGGAGGAAAAGCUGCAGUUGCGGAAGGAGAAGAAGCAGCAGAAGAAGAAGCGGAGAGAUGAGAAGGGGCAGCCAGCUGAGUUCUCCACCCCUGGGCACCCGCAGGCCCAGCUGCCAGGGGCUGUGCCCCCCAUGCUGGCCCCAGUGCCCAGCGAGAGCCUGGCCGGCAGCGAGAAGCUGGCGGGGGGGAAGACCAAGGCGGAGCUGCGAGCAGAGCGCCGGGCCAAGCAGGAGGCCGACCGCUCCCUGAAACAAACCAAGAAAGUGGAGUCGACCCUGGCAACUGUGCUGGCCAAGCCCAGACUGCAGCCCAGCGAGCCCCAGUCGACGGUGAAACGGGUGCCGGAGCACGUGCAGGUGGACGACCCAGCAGCACAGAGGAGACUGGCGAAGAAGCUGGAACGGCAGCAGGUUCCUCUGAGGCCAGACUAUGGUGCCAAAGUCAACCUCUUCUCCCACUUGCACCAGUACAGCCGGAAGAUGCCACUGACUCAGCAGAUGAGCAUCCCCUCCACGGCGAUCCAUCCGGCUGUGGUGCAGCUCGGCCUGCAGUAUUCCCAGGGGCUGCUGAACGGCUCCAACGCGCGCUGCCUCGCCCUGCUGCAAGUCUUCAGACAGGUGAUCCGGGAUUACUCAACGCCACCCAGUGAGGAGCUCUCGCGAGACCUGGUGGCCAGGCUGAAGCCCUACAUCAGUUUCCUGAACCAGUGCCGGCCCCUCUCCGCCAGCAUGGGCAAUGCCAUUAAGUACCUCAAGAAGGAGAUCUCAGGCCUGUCCAGCACCCUGAGAGAGGAGGAGAGCCCUGGACCAAGCCAUCUUUUUACAGAGAAUAUCAAAGUGGAUCACACGCUGUACCUGGUGGCGUUACCAGCUGGCUGGUGCACCUCCCCGCUGGCUCACUCCCGUCUGCUUCAGACACAUGCCAGUAUCAGAGAUCUGCAAGCGAAGGGGAAACUGCAGGGCAGCAUCGAUGGAUAUGUGAGGGAGAAGAUCCAGCUGGCAGCUGAAGCUAUCUCCAAAUAUGCCUUUGAGAAGAUCAGUGAUGGUGAUGUCAUCCUGGUGUAUGGAUGCUCCUCCUUAGUGAACCGUACACUGUGUGACGCCCAUGCCAACGGUCGUGCCUUCCGGGUGAUCGUGGUGGACAGUCGGCCGCGGUUGGAGGGCCGGGACACACUACGCAGGCUGGUGUGCAAGGGCAUCCGCUGCACCUACGUCAUGAUCACUGCCAUCUCCUACAUGCUGCCCGAGGUCUCCAAGGUGUUGCUGGGGGCUCACGCGCUGCUGGCCAAUGGCUCUGUCAUGUCCCGGGUGGGGACAUCCCAGAUCGCGUUGGUGUCCAAGGCCUACAACGUGCCUGUGUUGGUGUGCUGUGAGACCUACAAGUUCUGUGAGCGGGUGCAGACGGACUCCUUUGUCUCCAAUGAGCUGGAUGACCCCGAUGAUCUGAUCGUGUCCGGGAAGGGAGGAGCCCAUCUGCGUGGCUGGAAGGAAAACUCGUCCCUGCGCCUUCUCAAUCUGGUCUAUGACGUGACCCCUCCCGAGCUAGUGGACCUGGUGAUCACAGACUUGGGCAUGAUCCCAUGCACCUCAGUGCCCGUCGUCCUGCGUGUCAAGAAUGUGGAACAGUAGUGGGUGGGAUGGGGGCUGCAUGGACCCUCAAUAAACCCUGCUGAUCUCA
Chelonoidis abingdonii (Abingdon island giant tortoise) is the source of this 1744-nucleotide messenger RNA. The record is from RefSeq and is a predicted model, not a curated record. NCBI's taxonomy places the organism in Eukaryota, Metazoa, Chordata, Testudines, Testudinidae.